AUGAAAAUUGUCGCAUUGCUCCUGAUCAUUUCCGGCACUACAGCCUUUGAUCACCCAUCUCACACUCUUGAUCCAGCAAUUCCAACUGUUGCACCUCACACCACAGACUCUUCUGCUGAUUCUUGUGCCGGACAAUGCGCAUUUCAGUUCAUGGACAAUAUCAGAUCCCAAAUCGGACAAGAUCGGGCUUCCUCUCUAAUGCAAUUGAAUUUCAAUGACUUUUUGACUUCUUUCUCAAACACUACAUUCUUCGAGAAGUUCUGCAAAAUCUACCAUAACUUCCAAAACUGUGCCUCAAAAUGCACUCCAGGCUUUCUCCAUCAACUUCUGAUGCGCAGCUCUGAAAUCAUCGAUCACUACUGUGUCUAUAAUUUCGACGCCAUCCGUGAGAAGUUCCCUUGUCUUAUCAAAAUGCGUCCAAACAAGGAAUGUGUGAAGACGUGCACUCCACACCACGACGCCGUCUCUUCGAUGACCGAAAACUUUAAGAAUCUCGUUUUGAGUGGAGACACAACUCGCGCUGAGCAAUAUCUAGCUCAAGGAUGUGAAUAUAUCACUUGCACUCUCCACUGUGACAUUCCAACCAUUGCUCAUGAAUGUGAUUCGGAAACUGCUCAACUGGUUAUUGAUCUGACACGCCGAUCGUUCGCCAGCAUGGAGAAAAUGGCUCUGGAUACGAAUGCAGUUGCCAAGUGGCCACAAGUUUGUGCUGAUGUGAAGACGUACAGAAUGCCAACUCCAUCGUCCCCACCCAAAGGAAACGAUGUUGUAGCACAGAGCAAUCAGGUGUCUGAUCAUCCAGCUAAUCCUAAAUUGGUUCAAGCUCCUCUUGUCAGAUCUUCUUCGAUUCUUUCGAUCCUUAUUGCGGCAUUCCUUCCAGUCGUUCUCCUUUUCUAA
Molecule: messenger RNA, 897 nt
Organism: Caenorhabditis briggsae
Lineage: Eukaryota; Metazoa; Nematoda; Chromadorea; Rhabditida; Rhabditidae
Exons: 3
Coding region: 1-897 (298 amino acids)
Source: RefSeq, a predicted model, not a curated record